CCUACGGGCAGGCUGGAGUCCCGCCAUGACAAUCUGCUCUUUAGAGACCCUCGAUCCUAUGCCUUCCACAUCGCCAAGCUGGCUCCUCAGCUGCAGUCUGAGGGUUUCCCUCCAGCGCAACCUACCCCCAACUUUUCUCCCGGGAGGAUUUAUGUUAGAGGCUGCUUGGCGGGCAAGUCGACUCUGGCACCCAGCAGCACUCCAGGAAAAACCCAGCCGGGAUAAAGUGCGAACUCGAUCCGGGUUUGGGUCUACUCGCCCGGCGGCGCGCGCUUGUUCCGGAGCGGACACCGAGCGUCUGCAGAGAUGCAUUCUGGUUUCUGCAUUCCCAUUGCUUUCAGGAUCAAGGCACUGCUCCGGCACCUACAAAACUCAUAUGGACAGAAAGAGACAACAGGCGAGCUGGAGACGUCACACCAAAAAAAGUGGGGGGUGGGAGGGCAGAGGAGGCAUUUGUGCGAGAGAGGCGCACGGGCUGUAAGUGGGUCCAGCCGAGUUAGAACUUCCUUCUUCCCUCUCCCCUCCCCUUCGUUCUGGCCUGCCUCCCGCCUCCUCCCCCACCCCACUUUCCCUCUCUCUCUCUCUCUCUCUCUCUCUCUCUCUCUCUCUCUCUCUCUCACACACACAUACACACACACACACACACACACACACACAAACACACGCACACACUUGUAUUUUGUGCUGUCGUAAAACCCACGUGUCCAGGCAGGAGGUUUCCAGAGUGGAACCCAGGAGCCAGGACGCGACAGCGGCCAAGCUCAAGCAGCCCACGGCGGCUACGUCCGGCUCGGGUACGCUUGCCCUCCGGCGCCCUCAGCGGGCCUACAAGUUCCUCUUUCAAAUCCCUGGAGGGUUCCUGGCGGCGGGAUCUCUAAGGCUCUCCACCCACACUGCCUGCGGGCAUGUAGCGCACACCCUCCGGCUCGCUAGCCGAGACCCCGCAAGCGCGCACACACCCGCCGCGGCUCGGAGUGGCUCUGAGUUUCCAGCUCCAGGUGUCGGACAUGCUGAAGCCGGGAGACCCCGGCGGCUCGGCCUUCCUCAAAGUGGACCCAGCCUACCUGCAGCACUGGCAGCAACUCUUCCCUCACGGAGGCGGCGGCGGCCCGCUCAAAGGCAGCGGGGCCGCUGGUCCUCUGGGCGCGCCUCAGCCCCUGCAGCCGCCGCCGCCACCGCCUCCGCCACCCCCGCCGGAGCGCUCCGAGCCUCCGCCGGACAGCCUGCGUCCGCGGCCGGCUUCGCUUUCCUCGGCUUCGUCCACCCCGGCUUCCUCCUCCACCUCAGCCUCUUCUGCCUCCUCCUGCGCUGCUGCCGCGGCAGCAGCCGCCGCCGCCGCGCUGGCGGGUCUCUCGGCUCUGCCGGUGGCGCAGCUGCCGGUGUUCGCGCCUCUAGCCGCCGCCACCGUGGCCACGGAGCCGCUGCCCCCAAAAGACUUGUGCCUAGGCGCUAUCUCGGGCUCAGGGCUCACCAAGUGCGGCGGCGGCAGCGGGGAUAGCCGGGGCGUCCCGCGCUUCCGCUGCAGCGCCGAGGAGCUGGACUAUUACCUGUACGGCCAGCAGCGCAUGGAGAUCAUCCCACUCAACCAGCACACCAGCGACCCCAACAACCGUUGCGAUAUGUGCGCGGACAACCGCAACGGCGAGUGCCCCAUGCACGGCCCGCUGCACUCGCUGCGCCGGCUCGUGGGCACCAGCAGCGCCGCGGCCGCCGCACCUCCACCGGAGCUGCCUGAGUGGCUUCGGGACCUGCCAAGGGAGGUGUGCUUGUGCACCAGUACUGUGCCGGGCCUGGCGUAUGGCAUCUGCGCGGCACAAAGGAUACAACAGGGUACCUGGAUUGGGCCAUUCCAGGGCGUGCUCCUGCCCCCGGAGAAGGUGCAGGCGGGCGCGGUGAGGAACACGCAGCAUCUCUGGGAGAUAUAUGAUCAAGAUGGGACACUACAGCACUUUAUUGAUGGUGGGGAACCUAGUAAGUCGAGCUGGAUGAGGUAUAUCCGAUGUGCAAGGCACUGCGGAGAACAGAAUCUAACAGUAGUUCAGUACAGGUCGAAUAUAUUCUACCGAGCCUGUAUAGAUAUCCCUAGGGGCACCGAGCUUCUGGUGUGGUACAAUGACAGCUAUACGUCUUUCUUUGGGAUCCCCUUACAAUGCAUUGCCCAGGAUGAAAACUUAAACGUCCCUUCAACUGUAAUGGAAGCCAUGUGCCGACAAGACACCCUGCAGCCCUUCAACAAGAGCAGCAAACUCUCCCCCGCCACCCAGCAACGCUCCGUGGUAUUCCCACAGACUCCGUGCAGCAGGAACUUCUCCCUCCUGGAUAAGUCUGGGCCCAUUGAAUCAGGAUUUAACCAAAUCAACGUGAAAAACCAGCGGGUCCUCGCCAGCCCGACUUCCACAAGCCAGCUCCACUCGGAGUUCAGUGACUGGCAUCUCUGGAAAUGCGGGCAGUGCUUUAAGACUUUCACGCAGCGGAUCCUCCUCCAGAUGCACGUGUGCACGCAGAACCCGGACAGACCCUAUCAAUGUGGCCACUGCUCCCAGUCCUUUUCCCAGCCUUCUGAACUGAGGAACCACGUAGUCACUCACUCCAGUGACCGGCCUUUCAAGUGCGGCUACUGUGGCCGUGCCUUUGCCGGAGCCACCACCCUCAACAACCAUAUCCGAACCCACACUGGAGAAAAACCCUUCAAGGUUCAACUCAUUCUCCUCCAACUACACUCCUAAAAGGAUCUGAAGCAAACUUUUCCUGUUGCUAAUCCUGCAAUCCUUACAGAGAGAAAAAGUGGAAGAGAGACCUCGAACAAAUUACAAAGGAGGAAACCUGCAUGAGAAAGCCACGUUUUUAUACUUGGGGCCAACUGGAUCUUCCUUAUAUGAUGACCUAACUUCAUUUCCAAGCUGUGUGUCCUUUUAUGGGGGAGUAAAAGAGGGCUGGUUAAUGCCUGAGACUUCACUGGUAGGAAAACUGAGCCUCCGUAUAAUUCAUUCUAUUUAUUGCACGAAGGUACUGUUAGGUUUUUGUGCCACCCAUGACUCGAAUGGCUGCAGUGUUGGAGUGAGAUCCUGCCCUCCACAGGCCAGGGCCACAUAUGUCACAUUAAUUAUGUUCCUAAUGCUCUUCCCUGGUACCCCUGUGUUUCCAAGUGCUUAGUGCUCCUAUGAGUAAAUGAUUUCUUUCCACUACUGCUUAAAGUGCCAGAAGGCAAGAGAAAUUUAAACAGACCUAAGAUCAACAUUGUGAGUUUACUUGGCCUCCCCAUCCAGCAACACUGCCAUAAAUUUCUUCAACUUCUUAGUUGGGAAUUUUAAAGGCCUAUAGUGUUGGCAAGGUUUAUAUAACAAUGUUUCUUCUAUAUGGAUUAUAAACUUGCAAAAUCCCAAGCAGUCCUGGGUAUCAUAUUUGGUCAGUAGGUCAACAUGAGAAGACAACAGAAAAACUCAACACCAUGUCCAGCCAAACACUUUUUGGUUUUGGCGCAGUGGGUAGAAACAGCUUGGUCAGCUCCAUCUCUGACAGGGUCAGGAGCCUGGAUCUUAAGGAGUGUUGUGGGCCUCCCCAACCCCUUUGGAGCUUUGCCAUAUUAGAAGUCUGUGGCCCUUUCAGAGCCAGGGACCCUAAGCCAGAGGGGCCUUGAGGAAUCUCCUUUGGGUUAUAAUAAGCUCCAGUUUCAUGAGGUUCUCAGAGUGCAGGAAUGCUUGGAAAGCAGUGCUGGUCUGUGCUGAAUUUGGCCCUGGGAGGCCUGGGGUUCAUCAAGCAGGCAAGUGCAUUUGAUUCUAUCAAAUGAACUUUUGUGAUAAGAUGCUGCCUCUCCUUCCCUGCUCGACCACAUUUCCUCUUCCCAACGACCUGCUCUGGAAGUUAUAUAUCUUUUCCCAGGCCCGUUGUAGUUGGCAUGGACCACUCUUAUAUAAGACUAGUGGGUGGAUAUCGUUUUGAUCAGCUUUUUACCACUGUGACCAAAAGACCUGGCAAAAAAUUUUAGAGGAGGAAGAGUUUAUUUGGAGUUCACUAUUUUCAGAGGUCUCAAUACAUAGAAGGCCGACUCCAUUGCUCUGGGCCUUAAGAGAGGGUGGGCAUCCUGGCAGAAAGGUGUGGAGGAAGAAAGCAACUCAAGACAUGGCCACCAUAAAGGGUGCAGAAAGAACUCUAAUUACCAGAGGAUAAAAUUAGAAACCCCAAGUCAUUCCUCCAGUGACCAACCUCCUCCAGUCACACCCUGCUUACAGUUAUCACCCACUUAAUCUAGUCAAGUGGAUUAAUGCUCUGAUUAGGUUAAGACUCUUAUAACCCAGUUGUUUCACCUCUGAGCUUUCUUGCAUUGUCUCACAUAUGACCUUCUGGGGCACACCUCAUGUCUACACCAUAACAAAUCUUUGAAGUGACUUAGCUUCAAGGGCAGCCCAAAUGUCCCUCACUAAAGCCAAAGAGCAUUUCAUUAAUAAGACCUGGUGUCUUCAAAUGAAGUUCUUCUCUCGAGGCAAGUGUCAAGAUUGUGUCUCCUCCGGUCACUCGGCAGAACAACAAGACUUAGCAUUGGAUAUGACUCAUUAUGGGCAAAGAGCUAUGCGUGAAGACCUGAUGGCUAACAACUGGCCAGCAACCGAUUGACUUCAGUAUCUAAGUCUCAGAGUGAUGUACAGAAACCCUUCUUAUUUCCCUAUGAAGCUACAAGGGAUCUACUCAGACUUUGGAGAGGCAUUUGGGUUUAUUCUUAGUGAGAAAAAUUGUGAAGAUUGCUCUUCUGGCUCUAAUUCACUGUCUAGGAGGGUAAAAAAGAAUUUCAGUCAGCAAGCCUGACUAGCAAGAAGGAGAAAGAAGCAUCUGAAGUUCUUGGGUUGAUGAGAGGAAGGUCCUAACUUUUCACUUUAUCAAGGCUUGCCUUGUUUCUAGAAGGAAAUGAAAAUAUAAAGACAUAAGAAUGAUACAGAAGACCAAUUGAAAAAUAUUGGUUUAUAGUACUUAGUCAAAUAAGACAUGUCAGGGGAGAAAUGACAGACAAUGAAAUAAUACACAGUCAUGCAGGUGUUUCUGAUUUGUUCUUUCUUUAUUCAAUCCCAGACAGUAUUCAGUUAAAUCAAAAGGUUUCCAUUGAAAAUUGAUUCAAGAACAUUACUCUUUAAAUCUAUGAAUCAUUAACCUAUAACACUCAUCACCCGAAGGCAAUAUUUAAGGUCCAAAUGCAGAAGAAAAGAACAAAUGAUUGGGAUGGCAGUUUAUUUAGAUCAAAAAUUUUAAAAUAUUUUUUGGUAACAGUGGAACUUUUAAAACCUGAAAUCUUAAACAAAAUUCCAAUACAAAGAACAGUUAAAAGUGGAAAUGUUGCCAAGCUCAGUGGCACAUGCACGCAAUCCUAGUGACUCGGGAAGCUGGACUGAGGCAGAAGAAUCACAAGUUCAGAGCUAGCCUUAGCAACUUAGUGAAACACUAAGCAACUUUGUGAGAUCCUGUCUCUAAAUAAACAAAUAAAUAAAAAGGGCUGAGGAUAUAGCUCAAUAGUAAAGUGUUCCUGGGUUCAAUCCCCAGUACAAAGAAGAAAAGUGGAAAUGUGUUGAUUGGAGAGAUACCCACUGGCCUUCACAUUGCCCAUUGAAGCACCCAUGCUCUGUAGAACAGAGUAUGUAAAUUUGUAUUUUAGGUAAUUAUUUUAAAACUAGUCAUUGGACCAGACAUCCUCCACAAACUUAUCACCGAGGAGCCACAGCUGAUGGAACAUUGGCAUUUCUGGAGAAGAAGCAUCUGGGCUUGGUUUUGCCAUGAAUAGUGACGUUAGGAGAGAAUUAAUGCUGCCAAAGGAUGCAGUCAUUUUCCACUUUCUUCCCUUGUAAUAUGGAAGCUAUUGAAUGUACCAAGAUCAUAGGUUAUGAUUAAUGUGAAAUGAUCCAUUCACUCGGGGUCCCUCCUAUGCAGGGAUACUGCUACAAUCACUCUCUAAUUCCUGAAUUUGCUAAUGUUUAGAGGGAACUACUCUGAAAGGUAACAGAAAAACAAAUUUUAUCACAAUAUCUCCUGUUGAAAUGUCAAUCAUAAUUUGAUGUCAUUGCACUUAUGAAAUUACUCUCAACAGAAAUUUAUUUGGGUCUCCAGAGACUGAUUGAGAGCAAAUGAGAGUAUUUAAGAUUAUUUUCUGACUUUUUGCGUGCCCCUCUCUGAGGACUUUAUGUCUAUAUUUUUAAUUUGGGAUAUGACUAAAAUAGAUUUAUUUUCAAAUCAGAUGCCUCUGGCCCACAUCAGGCGUUGGUCAUGUGUGUGACGCAUUAUUCGCCUUGCCUUCUGUUCCACAUGUGAAGCCAAGGGCCUCUUAAAGCCAAGUUCCUAUGGAUUUUAAAUACAGCGUUAGUCUUGGAGUUGGGUUAGUUGUAAGUGAAAUAAACAGCUUAGCAAAGGAGGUACCAAUAUGAUCUAAAGGGCUUUAUUUCUAGUUGAAUAUUCACUUCCAAAUCAAUUUGAAAUUAAAUUUAUUUAGGCCAUCAAUUGCCAAAAGUAGGUAAUUUUGAAUAAGAAGAUGCUUCCUGAGAAAUUAGCAUGAUCUUUCAUAUUUAAAAUUCUGUUUACCUUAAUGAAAAGUGGCUAGUAAGAUCCCUUAUGAAGUCCCAUUUUAUAUGAAAAUUUGAUUGCGACGUCAUAUUUAAGGCAAGAAAUGUGUUUAGUCAAAUCAUUCUUUGAAAACCCUUAUGAUACAGAUAAAUCCUUGUAACACAUGGUAAUAUGUAUGUAUAAAAGUUAAUUAUGUAGUAAAUACGAAGUAUAAUAAAGAUUACACAA
This is a messenger RNA of Marmota monax (woodchuck), 6765 nucleotides long. RefSeq names its product PR/SET domain 6 (gene Prdm6). Bases 1008 to 2726 code for a protein of 572 amino acids. The record is from RefSeq and is a predicted model, not a curated record. The transcript has 8 exons. Lineage: Eukaryota; Metazoa; Chordata; Mammalia; Rodentia; Sciuridae. Gene Ontology annotation, molecular function: protein binding; histone methyltransferase activity. Gene Ontology annotation, cellular component: nucleus.